AGAACAACUAGUCGUGCGAAGAUGAUCGUAAGACCAUGACCAUCAACUACGCCACACCUUACAACAGCGCCGCCAUGAUACGCCUGACGGAUGAUGAGUUAGUGGAUAUGCUAAAUGAUGAAAUGCGGGCAUCCGUAACCGCCGUCUCAGUUUUCGUCGGAAUUGAAGCGGUCAUUGGCAUCUUUGGGAACCUGCUGGUCCUUUACGUAUUCCUGUUUCGCUAUCGUCACUGCAACUUCCGAUAUUUCGUCCUGUGUCUCGCCUGCCUGGACUUUACCAGCACGGUCACGACGAUGCCGGGGGAAAUUGUGACCCAGCAGUUCUGGUACACGUACCCGCUUCCUACCGUCUGUAAGGUCAAGUCGUUCUUCAAUAUGUUUACCGUCUCCGGCGAGGCUCUCUGCUUAUGCGUAAUCGCGGUGGACCGUCACCGAAAGGUGUGUUUUCCUUUCGGCUUGCAGAUACGUCCCCGGCAGGCACUCGUCCUCUGCUUCCUCAUCUACGCAUCUGCAUUCUUCAUCGCCCUGCCGGUGGCGUUCCUCUGGGGAACCCACAGCGACGUCGUACUGUACGUAGGAAGGAACGUCACUGUAACGGUUUGUGAGAAAGACAUGGCGUACGUCAACUCCAACAUGCCGUACAACUAUACUAUGUCAGUGGAAGUGAUUCUUGGUACAAACAUGUUAAUAAUGCUUAUUCUGUAUGUGCUAAUUUCUAGAAAAAUCCUAAACAGGAUGAUAAAAAAACGGAAGAGCCCCAAGGAGGUCUCACAUAUUGUCAUGAUGACACAGACAAAAACGUCAAAGGACAACAGCGACGCCGGCUACGCUUCUGAUGCGCCUAGGAAAGUGUCAAAAUCAGCAAGCGUAUCAACCAUUAACGAAGUCGGGUCAACCGGAAGAAAUGCCGGUAACACGAGCGACAAUACACAUGCCGGUUACGUCACCGAUAACGAAACAACCUGUUCUGACGUCAAGAAAGCAUCAAUAAAACGCGUGGAAAGGACGACUAGCCGUCACAAGAACAAAACGCCGGGAUUGGCUCGACGUAAGACGUACAUUUCCCUGGUGCUGACAGUGAUCUUCAUACUGACCACGGUCCUGUACUUGGUCCUGUUGACCCUCAUUACUGAAGGUAUUCUGGAAACACUGACCAACACACAAAAGGCCUUCUACUUCUUUGGUUUCCGGCUGGUGUUUAUUAACCAUGUUAUCAAUCCGCUCGUGUACGGGUGCAUGGAUCCGCACUUCAAACAAGUACUUAGCGAGGUCAAGAAAUGCUGCCGUCGCUCAAACUAGAAAUAAAUGAGAGAAUAUAAGUAUAUUCCAUGUCCGAGAGUGUAAGAUAGGUUCAUCCCAACCCGAGCGUAGGGUGUUGUGCGGAAACGAGGUUUACCGAGUUCCCGCAGCAUGCCCUGCGCGAGGGUUGGGAUGAACCUAGCUUACACGAGCGCCUAUGGUAGAUGCUUUCUCUCCCACCUCAGUUAAACAAAAUAAAGUAAUAUGUCUUUUUUCGCUGGAACUCUUUUGUGCGUAGUAAAAAUUAUGUGCGUAUAGAUAUGUGAUAAUUCGUGGUUGCCAUGGAUAUACGCGCAGUGAUUCGGAUUAUGUGAAUAGUCAAAUCGUUCUUUAGAAAUAUUUCUGAGAAGAGUGCAGAAUUAUUUCUUGAAUGGAGCGUUAAAACAUUUUAAUGGUGUCAUUUGAAGCGAGAAAUAACUAAUAAGGAUUUUAAAUAUUGCCACAAGACAUGGUUCCAAUGAUACUAAGGACGACGGACUUCAACGAGCGAGACGGUAGGAAGCGAGUACGCGUACCAGAACUGCUGGUACAAAAUUUCCGCCGGCAUCGUCGUGACCGUGCUGGUAAAGUCCAGGCAGGCGAGACACACGACAAAAUACCGGAAGUUGCAGUGAUGAUAGCGAAACAGAAAUACGUAAAGGACCAGCAGGUUCCCAAAGAAGCAAUGACCACUUCAAUUCCGACGAAAACUGAGAAGGCAGUUGCGGUUGCUCGCUUAUCGUCCAUUAGGCUGUCCAGUAGCUCGCCAUUUGUCGGGGUCGUCAUAGUGAUGCUGUCGUUAGGCGCCACGAAAUGGAUGGUCAAGGUCUUGCGCUCAUCUUUGCACGACUAGUUGUACUGCUUAUCCGGUUUACAAGUUUACAAGUUUUCGACAUCUAUACUUUGUUCUGUUAUACAGCUGGCGACAACUAACCAUACAAUUUGGUCUCAAAGUUUAGGUCCUUUUUGACUAUACAUACUGUACUAAAAAUAUCAAAUCAAACUGUGAAAUAUGAAUAGCAUCGCAAAAUAUACCAGCUGGGCACUAUUUUAUCAAAAUAUUGAUUUUGUUGUUGUUGUUGCUGUUGUUGUUGCUGCUGCUGCUGCUGUUGCUGCUACUGCUGCUGCUGCUGCUGCUUAUAUAUUAUGAUUUUGAUUUAAUACCGAAAGAAGCAAAUAUAAUCGUUAUAUAAUAUCUUCUUAUUCAGACAGCAUUUAAUCGUUCAAUUGACCACGGUUCUAACACUACUUUCCCAAUACUUUAUCAUUGAACAUUUACGGAUACGCUGAUAUGAUCUAAUUAAUAUACUGCAUGCAUCCACAUGUCAAACGUGGGCAGUCGGGCUUCCGGUGUAGCGUGAGAAUUAUCAGACCGUGAGAUUUGCAAGAUCUUACAGAUUUCACACUACGGCGUGAGAAAUGUAAGUCGUGAGAAAUGUAAGACCGCUGCAUCCAAUGCACUUAUAGGAUGGUGAAUUAUUAUUGAAGACGUAUAUAUUGUGUGAUGUCCGCGUUUGUCCGU
Molecule: messenger RNA, 2799 nt
Organism: Mya arenaria
Lineage: Eukaryota; Metazoa; Mollusca; Bivalvia; Myida; Myidae
Product: probable G-protein coupled receptor 19
Exons: 2
Coding region: 36-1298 (420 amino acids)
Biological process (GO): neuropeptide signaling pathway
Cellular component (GO): membrane
Molecular function (GO): G protein-coupled peptide receptor activity
Source: RefSeq, a predicted model, not a curated record